Porites evermanni is the source of this 474-nucleotide messenger RNA. Lineage: Eukaryota; Metazoa; Cnidaria; Anthozoa; Scleractinia; Poritidae. The record is from the annotation of a GenBank genome assembly.
AUGGCUUUUACUGUAAUCUCUGGUGGUGCAAAUGGUGUGGAUUUAGAAGCAGAAAAGUUAGCAAGACACUAUGGUUUGAAGGUCGAAGUUCUCAUUACUCCUUGUCACCCCAGAAGAGCCUCCGUACAACCCUUAACGCAUCAACAAUUAGCUGAAGCUAUUCCUACAACAAGACAAGUAGCUGCUCGCCUCAACAAACAGUUAGAGAACCCUAUUAGUUUACAGUAUAUUCACCGAAAUUACCAUGUGGUGAAACAAGCACAUAUGGUGCUGGCGCUCACAUGCUUUCAACCUGAAAGUAACCUUUGCUUUGGAGGAACAGGAUGGGCGGUGGAAAUGGCCAAAGUCCUCAAAAACGUCUUGUUUGUGUACGAUGUGCAACGAGACACUUGGUUUUGGUAUAACCCCGACCAAAAUUUGUUUUACGCGUGUGAUCAAAUGUCAGAAGAACAGUACGCUUUACCCACUCUAGUA